Stegodyphus dumicola is the source of this 6094-nucleotide messenger RNA. Its product is annotated as transient receptor potential-gamma protein-like. Gene Ontology annotation, biological process: calcium ion transmembrane transport; regulation of cytosolic calcium ion concentration. Gene Ontology annotation, cellular component: plasma membrane; cation channel complex. The record is from RefSeq and is a predicted model, not a curated record. Lineage: Eukaryota; Metazoa; Arthropoda; Arachnida; Araneae; Eresidae. Gene Ontology annotation, molecular function: protein binding; inositol 1,4,5 trisphosphate binding; store-operated calcium channel activity.
GUUUCACAUCUCUCUCUCGACUCUAGUGUUCCCAUCUCUAUAAUCCGAAUUCCAACUUCGAUGAACACAAGUCGCUCAUUAAGUGGCAAACAAGUGAGAAGAAAAUAAAUUGAUGCAUGGAUUUAAGUGUAUGCGAGUCGAAAUUCCGUGCAGUGAAAACUAAUAUCAUGCGAAAUAACACUUUUUGGUAGACUCGCUUGUUUGAUCAUUUCAAAGUAAAAAAGAAAAAAAAUGUAUGCAACGGAAAAAAGGAUUUUUUUAAGAAAAGCUGUAGCACUACGAAAUCCAUAAUUAAAGCAAUCAAGCGAAUGCUUUUCGCGCACGCCUGAAGGCGGCAAAGAGCUUCGUAUUCAAACGAACGGGCAUGGAAUGGAAAGAACGUAGUCCUGCAUUAACUAGAAUUAUUGAAAGGUACAGCGGACCAGCUACAGAGGAGGUUCCUUGAAUCAAAUUAUGUUAAGGUUGGAUUGCCAAAAUAAGAUAUUUGAUCGACAGAGGGCAGGAAAACGGCGAUCGCAACGAUGAUAUUUACAAGAUUCCUGUCGACAGGCCGCACGUUUCACGGCAAGAGCAGUUAAAGAGAGGGUGGUAUACACAGCCGUAAUCAAAGAUCAUGAGUCCUACCGCUCCUCCAACUUUUGCCGCCAACAACAUGAGCAGGCCUGAUGCGAAGGAGGGUGCUCUCACCCUCGAGGAGAAGAGGUUUCUUGUGGCGGUAGAAAGGGGUGAUUUGGCCUCCACGAGAAGGUAUCUGGAAAGCGCAAAAGAGAAAAAUAUAAACAUAAACUGUACAGACCCUCUAGGUCGCUCUGCUUUACUCAUGGCAAUAGACAACGAAAAUUUAGAAAUGGUCCAACUUCUUAUAUAUAGCCAAGUUGAAACCAAAGACGCUCUGUUACAUGCAAUAAAUGAAGAGUUUGUCGAAGCUGUUGAAUUGUUAUUAGAGCAUGAAGAGCAGCAUCAUGUGAAGGGCAAACCACACAGCUGGGAGGCUAUAGAUCGCGACAAAGCGACUUUCACCUCUGACAUCACGCCUUUGAUAUUAGCUGCGCAUCGCGAUAACUACGAAAUCAUCAAGCUCCUGUUAGACAGGGUAUCGAAUGACUCAUCGCAAGCUCCAUUAGACAUUAAGAUACCCACGCCUCACGAAGUUCGUUGUGGUUGUGUAGAAUGCGUCAAGUCCAGCAGUGAAGACAGCCUAAGGCAUUCGCGAUCUCGGAUCAAUUCCUACAGAGCACUCGCUUCACCUUCUCUCAUAGCACUCUCCAGUAAAGAUCCCAUUCUUUCUGCAUUUGAACUGUCCUGGGAAUUGAGACGGUUAAGUUUCAUGGAGCAAGAAUUCAAAAAUGAAUAUCAAGAGCUUCGAAGACAGUGCCAGAACUUCGCUACUGCUCUCUUGGACCACACGCGAAGUUCUUACGAACUGGAAGCAAUGCUCAACUACGAUCCCAGCGGUCCGGCAUUCGAACAUGGAGACCGCAUGCAUCUCAGCAGACUCAAGCUAGCAAUCAAAUACAAGCAAAAAAAAUUCUGUGCUCAUCCGAACGUCCAACAACUUCUUGCUUCCAUUUGGUACGAAGGUCUACCAGGUUUCCGCAGAAAAAAUAUUUUACUCCAGAUGGCCGAGAUCACAAGGAUAGGCCUUAUGUUUCCUGUCUUCUGCACAGCAUACAUCAUCGCUCCCAAGUCAUAUUUAGGCCGCACUUUAAGAAAGCCUUUCAUCAAGUUCAUAUGUCACUCGGCUUCAUAUGUUACAUUUUUGUUUCUGUUAAUUCUGGCGUCCCAACGAAUUGAAACAGUAGUAGUAGAAUGGUUCGGAACGGAUGAAAUGAGGCAACGUCUGCACAGUGACGUCACAACCAAGAGAGGUGCACCACCUAGCGUUGUCGAAUUAAUAAUUCUUACUUGGGUAAUGGGCCUUAUUUGGAGUGAAAUCAAACAACUGUGGGACAGCGGUCCAUUGCAAUACAUAAAUGACAUGUGGAAUAUUAUAGAUUUUAUAACCAAUUCACUUUAUGUUGCAACUGUAGCCCUAAGGAUCAUAGCAUAUUUUCAGGUGCAAAAAGAAAUAGCCGAAGACACAGGAACAGCUUAUCUACCACGCGAAAAAUGGGAUGCGUGGGAUCCUAUCCUCAUUGCCGAAGGACUUUUCGCAACAGCCAAUAUUUUCAGUUCUCUGAAACUGGUGUACAUUUUUUCCGUGAACCCCUACCUGGGACCUCUUCAAAUAUGCCUUGGAAGAAUGGUGAUUGAUAUUAUUAAGUUUUUCUUUGUAUACACAUUGGUGCUUUUCGCAUUUGCAUGCGGCAUGAACCAGCUUCUCUGGUAUUAUGCUGAUAUGGAGCGACAAGUUUGUUUCUCCGGUAAAAACGGUCAGGACAGUAAACUGGAUCAUUCAGCUUGUUUCACGUGGAGGAGGUUCUCCAAUUUGUUUGAAUCUUCGCAAACUCUCUUUUGGGCGAGUUUCGGUCUCAUAGACUUGGAUAAUUUUGAAUUGACUGGGAUUCAAAGCUAUACCAGAUUCUGGGGACUGCUGAUGUUCGGUUCCUAUUGUGUUAUCAAUGUCGUUGUCCUCCUCAACCUCCUCAUAGCCAUGAUGAAUCAUUCAUACCAAAUUAUUUCCGAACACGCCGAUGUUGAAUGGAAAUUCGCAAGGACCAAACUGUGGCUUAGUUACUUUGAAGACGGAGCAACAGUGCCUCCUCCAUUCAACAUCAUUCCUACUCCUAAAAGCGCCAUGUAUCUCUUUCGCUGGUUGAAAAGGAAGUUCUGUGCUACAAGAACUGUCAAGAAAAAAGAUCUAAAAACAAUACGGUUAUUAAUAAGGAAAGCUAAGCAAGCGAGUGAAAGAGACCUACGAUACAAGAAAAUAAUGCGAAAUCUUGUAAGACGUUACGUUACUAAGGAGCAGAGGAAUGCUGAUAAUCAAGGAGUGACAGAGGAUGACGUAAAUGAAAUUAAGCAAGAUAUAUCUGCAUUCAGAUUUGAACUUAUAGAGAUCAUGAAGAACAGUGGCUUUAACACGUCUAGUGCCAGCGAUCAGAUGCAAGGUGGACUCGCGAAAGGAACAGGAGGAAAGAAAGGCCGUCAAAAAGAACGCCGUCUGAUGAAAGGUUUUGACAUUGGAGUUGUGAAACAGCCACCUAAUAAGGCAAAUCAAAAAUCAGACGUUGAGGCAGCAACGAAGUCCCCUAGAACACAUUGGCUUAAGCUGGCUAACUUAGCCAAUGGAAGAAAACAAGCUAAAAGACCACAGGGUGCAAAAUGGCCUUACAGCGAAAGAAAUUCUCGCAAUUCUAAAAGCAAAAACCAAGACAGCUUAAGGAGUCAAAGUAUGGAAUCAGUCAGCUCAGAAGUGACAUCAGAAGCAGAAGCUACGCACAACGAUACUACCUCUAGUGAAUCUUCGUUGAGCCUUACUGCAUUGGUCAGCGGCGAUCCACUUUCAGAAGCUGGAAGCAAUAAUGGUGUAACCAUUGUUGUUAGCGAUGAUGAAUCGAUGAAAUGCGACCGUGCUACAAAUACGGAUACACCAGCUCGACAGUGGUCAAAGUUAACGAAAAAACUAAAUGCGCUCACCUCUCUUACAUCUUCACGCUUUCGAAUGGCCUUCCAUGAUGCAAGUCCUGAGAAGGAUCCACAAAUGGACCACCAUCAUACAGCAAAAUUACAUCACAGCGAAGCUACAAAGAAGGCUAAAGCUAGACGAACGGUAAGCGCGCCAGCACCAAGUGCACAUCCUAAGCAUCACCCCUUAGUUAUGAGGCCUCAAGGAAAGACGCCAUAUGCUUCUAUUCCAUCUGUGAGUGUCUCAGUUCAGAACAAUGCUCAUAAUAUAAGCACUCUGUCUGGAAAUAUAGGAAGUGUUGAAGAAUCACCUUCAAGCGGUAAAUCAACUUUAAACUCACCGUCUUCCCCUAAAACGCCUAAAAUGAGAUUACAGGAACGCUUUCCAGUGCCUACGGUUCACAUCGAAGAAGAAGUUCCCGUUAAGGGAACUUCAUCUAAAAGGGCAUCUUCCAGAAGGAGCAGCACCAUAACAAGGAAAGAUUCCGACAUUCCAAUUGCCUCCUCCACGCCCGAAAAUACAACCCCGACUGUUCCCAUUGCACCCCAAAAUCAGCCUGCAACUCCUAUAGCAACAAGUCAACCUGUAAGUCCUCAUAAGCCUAGUAAUGGGACUCUGGGACUAAUAUCGACUGUUUACGGGAUUGAACCUGUUAACAAAGAAAUGAGAACUGGCUGGAUAUGACUCGGAAUCACUUAUUAGCGGUGCCAAAUCAAUUAUUUUUGUAUGAAUUUCUUUGGCACUUAAAAUCGAAAAAAACUAUGUUUACAGAGACAGGCCAAUAGGCAGUUAAAGUACUCGUUUAAUAUUUUGAAGUUUAGAUUUCCUUUUUAAUAGAAUAUUUAUUUGGGAUUCAGUUUUAAUCAUCACAAUGGUUCAAGUUACUUUUCCCUAAUAUUAAAAAAAAAACUUCUCCAGUAAUUUUAUAAAGAAGCUUCUUGUAUGAUCGUACUAAUAAUUUCUUCAGAGUCAGCUAAUAUAUUUUUUCAACAUCUGUCAAUUAAUUCUGUCUUAAUUAGUAGUAUUACUUGGCCUAAUUCUAUUUUUUGAAAGUUAAAAUUUAAUAAACCAGAAAAAAAUGCCAUUAUUUCCCAUAUUUCUCUCAUUCCAAUUAUAUAAUUAUUCAUUUAUUUCAUUCGCAAAAUAAUAGAUCCUAAUCUCAUCAUAACAAAACUAAGUAAUUAAAAUUGAAAUAAUACUUUUACCUUUUACAACAUGUCUACUGGCCAGUUUCUGUACUCAAAUAAGGCCUAUCUUUAAUACUAAGGUUGUAGCUACCAAAAUGCUGAUUAAUAGGACGUCCAUUCGAAGUUAAAAAUGAGAAACAUAACUAAUAAACACUGAUUAAAAUGCAUAGAAUAAUUUUAACAAGAAACAAACGUGUGCUGUUUUGACGAAUACCACUGAUUUCUUGUUGUGAGAUAGGAAAUAUAAAUAUGAUGUUUUAGAUGCUUAAAUUUUUGCCUUGGGGUUGUAAUUUUUAUAUUAAUAUUGAGAAACAUUUCUUACCUCAGAUGUCCUGAUGUAUACAAACCUUCCGCAGAUAAACUCAUAAAACUAACCGCAAUACUACUUCCGUUUUAUACACAUCUGAUAAAAGCCUUUGAAAGUCUAUGACAGAUUUUUAUGAAAUAUAAAAAAUCAUAUCAAUUGCAAACAGUGAUGUGGUGAUAACUAAGAAAUGUUCAAAGAUAUGUGACUUUAGGACUGUAGUUUAGUAGUAACUUUUACAGAAACAAUAUACGAAUAAGUAUUUAAUAGAUGCCAUAAAUUUAAUGCCUCAAACUGUGCGAUUUAGUGCAACUGAAAAGCAUUUUUACAGUAAUGCUUUUUAGACAUUGUUUCUGUAGACAAGAAAUGUUUUGUUUCAUUGCAAAAAAGUUAAUUAUUACGAAAAUACCUUGAUUUUGCUCUUUACCUGAAUUCUAAUCUCAUUGUUAAUAACUAAAUGAGAUUAAGUAUUCAAUUAAUCAGCAAACUCACAAGAACAGGAUUUUAAAGUUUUCCACAAAACAAUAAACUUGCUUUUAAUAAUAUACCGUAAAUUUUAUCUAAAUUAUUACAUCCCAUUUUAAUGUAAAAUGGAGUCUAGGAGCUUCAUUGUUUGCAUACUGACUUUUUUUCUCAAGUAAGAAUUUCGUCUAUUAUGUCUUUUCUCAUUUCAUCAUCUUCAUGGAAACACUAAAAUAAUUCACGUUUCUCCAUUUAACAUCAAAUGUGUUUUUGAAGAUUAUUUUUGCUCUUAAUGCUGCAACUGGCAACGGCAUUCAAAUACUGACUUUUUAAUUUUUCUCAUUAAGACCAGCACUGUGUUUUUUUAAUGUAAAAUCUUGUACAAUAGCUGAAAAACUAUAUUCAUUAAACAAAACGUAAAAAUGUUUUAGUUUAUGGUGCGGUUUGCUGGAUGAACUGGUGAAACUUUUACACUAAAAACUUGUUUUUCAAAGUUCUUAAAAAGUUCCAAAUGUAUAACUAAGAUUUCUUAUAGUAAUUAAAUAAGCGCAAAUUCACAUAAAAAUAUGUUAA